CCACCUCCUCCUACACACCUUCGUCCUGCUUCGAGUCUUUAAAGGCCAUUCUUUCGCUCAAUACCAUCCUGCGAUCACUAAAGAAGUUUUUUUGAAGGAUCUUCACUUCAGCAGUGCUCUCAUCAGUGACACCAUCAAACGCAUAAAGGACGUUCCGGCCGAACGAUAUUCUCCGUCUUUUUUGGUGCUUAAAGCACUCGAGAAACCAUCCUCCCAACCUCUGCUCGUGCUUUCCUUAUCAUCGCCAUGUCAUCUUACACCACCGCCACUAGCCCAUCCCUGAGCAAUGGCCCUCAAGGUCCUCCUUCCACAACAGUUGCAGAAUUGGUGAUCGCAGAAGCGCACUAUCUCUCGGUACUCAAGCGUGUCGGAAGUGCUCUCAAUUUGGCGAUAAACCAUUCCAUAGCAACGGGACACAAGGCGAUCAACAAGGUCCGUGCUCUCGAAGAGCGAUGGAAUGCGAUGAUAUACAUCCACAGCAAGUUCCACGAUAAUAUCGUGGCAGCCAAGGAGGACGUCCAAGAGACGAUCAAACAGCUCAACGGGCUUUUGUUGACACUGGAGCCAGUCCUUGUUGACCAUGGACGCGAAUUGUCGAAUAUUGUUUAUAAGUUGAGUCGUAACGACAAGAAAUCUGGACACAAACCAGUAGCGUGGGAUGGCGCUCUCCGUCAGCCAUUUGAUCAUUUGAACGUGUACAACGAGUGGUUGCAGCGUGUUGAUCCUCUAGGAACGUAUAAUAAAGAGGGUCUUUUACAGCUCCACAGCAUUGUCUUCAAUGUCAAGUCCGCCAUUGAGGCACACCAGAACCCGCGUGGCUUACUUAAGCGUAUUAGCACGGUUGCACGCGGAGUGCUCAGACGCCAAUCCCUCGCCUCGUCUGCACAGCCUCUCAGUGAUGAAAGCCAAGGCCAACUGUCCAGUCCGACCAAUUCCUAUAUGUUCCCGACUUCUUCGUCCAAAGGCAGUGUCAGCACACAGGCUCGAAGGGCUUCAAUGGGCUUGCCGAUUCCUCGACUGGUCACAUCUCCAUCGACUAUUGCUCUGUUUACGUCUGAGAACAGGAUCGAGACUGUAACGAAGGAACAAGUGGUGUCCUUGGUUACUGAGAUGGAGAAGAGUAAUGGAAGUGUGGGGAUGUCAAGCGAUAGCGCAGUGACAGAUUCAGCUACCGGACCAAGCAGACCUUUGAGUUUUGACACGAAAGUUCCAGGUCGGCAUUUAAAUCGAGUUUCUGUUGCUAGAUCGGAUUCGAGCAGUAUUGGGUCUCUGACUCUGGCACCUUCGUCCGAGUCGCUAUUUGUCAAAGCGGCAAUGGCAGCAACGGCAGCGAAGAGCAGCAGUAGCACUAUUACAGGGUCCAAUAGGAUAAAUCGUCAGUUGUCAGUGACAAGUCAGCGUCAAAAGUUGCCCGAGAGACAUGACUCUCGAAGGACGACAAUCCACAUGGAUACUCAGACAACGAUUGUGUCGAAGGCUGAGAGCAUGCAGCCGAAGAGGCCAGAAGUUGUGUCGAGGCCGUCGAUUGAUCGGUUGAGGACGAUCACGAAGCGAGAGGCAGAGGAGAAACCUCCAGUAAGGUCGUUGAUCAGCUUCUGGGAGCAGGCGACUGAGCCGAUUGAAGCCAUGUGAGAAGAACGAAGGUCGUUGUUCCUUGAUAAGAGUAAGAGCUGGGAUGUCUGUGCUUUAGUUGAAAGCAGUAUAAACUAUCCUGUUACAACGAACCCAGCCUGCCCACCGCUUCCUGAGGGAGACGAGUCAGCGCGACGAGGAUGUGGUUAAUCCUUAACUAAU
This is a messenger RNA of Gamsiella multidivaricata, 1794 nucleotides long. RefSeq lists its product as uncharacterized. Bases 247 to 1632 code for a protein of 461 amino acids. NCBI's taxonomy places the organism in Eukaryota, Fungi, Mortierellomycota, Mortierellomycetes, Mortierellales, Mortierellaceae. The transcript has 7 exons. The record is from RefSeq and is a predicted model, not a curated record.